Adineta ricciae is the source of this 432-nucleotide messenger RNA. Lineage: Eukaryota; Metazoa; Rotifera; Eurotatoria; Adinetida; Adinetidae. The record is from the annotation of a GenBank genome assembly.
AUGGCUAUUUCAGGUCGAAUUUUGUUUGUCGCUGGUAUUGCUAUUACUGCGGUUUCAGCCUUAUUUUGCGUCAUUGGCUUAGCUACAAAAGGGUGGGCAUAUGGACCACAAGGUGGUUAUGGAAUAUUUUGUAGUGGGGAUGGAUGUAAUAGAGCUCCACCUGCACUUUCCAUCAUAUCAUUUAUUCUAUUAAUUGUUACCGUUGUUGCUUUGGUCUUGCAAAUGUUGGAUAUUCUUCGCGGUAUUCUUCGUUACGUCCCAACACUCAUCUUAUUCGUUGCAACGUUCUUCCUAUUAGCAGCAUUUACAUCGUUUUUUAAAGACUCCGUGGGUUAUUCAUUCAAUCUGAUGGUAGUGGCUCAUUUCUUCUCAUACGUAGCUCUCGCUGUGAUGGCUUAUUGGCUUGGUCUAACUGAUGCAUCCUCAAAUUAA